GUCUGGCUGUUCUAUUCUCAACUCUUGCAAGCACAUGAGGACCGACGUCGCAAGGCGACAUAAGUGCCAUUGAGAAUUAUUCCAAGCUAAUUAAAGUGGACUGGACUCAGUGUCGCUUGACAGCUUUCGUGAAACUUUGGAGUUACAUAUUUCUGUAUUGAUGUUGAUUAAAGACCGCGCGGAACGCUUUCACAGUGUGAUGCACGUAAUUUGGAGUAGCCUAUUUCUGAGCCCUGUAGUAUAAUCAAAAUACGCAAUUUUAAUGCAACUUCUCUAUUCAUAAAAACGCGACAACAGCUGCAACCGUUGCAUUCCUGCGAGCGCAGGUUUGGGAAUUGUCACACGUUUUCGUGGAUCUCUGUCGUUCCUGGGACAUAGCCUACGCGUCGUGGCUGGAUGUUAAAGGCGACGGGUCACUGAGCGCCAGGACCAAGUGCCUCCAAAGUCCUCAACUCCCCAGCCUCUUUUACCUGAUGCCGAGCACGAUGAUUGUCCUUGGAAUACUUCUGAAUGUCCUCAGUCACGGUGGUGCGCUGGCUGGAUCUGUGGACUGUCUGGAGGCGGAGCAAGGCUGCGUGGAGGACCCAGGCUGUAUGGGGGUGUACAGGGUGCUGGAGUACUGUGCUGCUGAGGAGGCUGUGUCGCCCUUGGGCCCAGACGCCCGCCGCGAGUGCCUGGAUGCCCAGAGUGCCCUGCAGCAGUACCGCCCCCUCCAGGCCUGCAAGUGCCAGCGCAGCUCCCGCCGGGAAGAGCUCUGCCUCGGGGUCUACUGGACCGUCCGAUUCGCUAUGUACAACGAAUACGAGGUGUCGCCGUACGAGGACCUGGAGGCAGAGUUUGUGAGGCACAUCGAGAGGUCUCGCAUGGGCUCCAUCAUGGCAGCUUCCUCUCUGCCCCUGGAUGGACAGAACCAGUGUCUGAAAGCAGCCCAGGACUGUGGCCUUUAUGAGAAGUGCGGGUCUCUCAGGUCCGAGUAUGUUGUGGCCUGCACCAAGCGGGCCCCGGGCUCGGAUGGGAGCUGUAACAGACAGAAAUGCCACCGGGCCCUGCGGCGCUUCCUGGAGCGAGUGCCAGAGGAGUACAGCUUUGCCCUGCUCUUUUGCCCCUGCUCCGACGCCCUUUGCGGGGAGCGUCGGCGGAAGACCAUCGUGCCGUCAUGUUCCUACGAGGAAAGAGACGGGAAACCCAACUGCCUCAGUCUGCAGGGAUACUGUUUUCGGGACGAGCUUUGCAGAUCUCGGCUGGCUGAUUUCCAGCACAACUGCCAGCCCUCGUCCCAUUCUCCCUCUGGCUGCAUAAGAGAGAGCGGAGCCGUCUGCCUUAAGGCCUACGCUGGACUCAUAGGCACAAUCAUGACGCCCAACUAUGUGAACAACGUGAGCAUGGACGUGUCCCAGUGGUGCGACUGCGAGGGCAGUGGGAACCAAUGGCAGGACUGCCAGCGUAUCCUGCACAUGUUCGACAGCAACAUCUGUCUGCGUAAUGCUGUCAGCUAUCUGGGUAGCUCUCCGCCACGCCCCGUGGAGAUCACAACUUUGCCCCCCCGUCAGCAUGUGUCCACCACUCCUUCCCAACACAUGUUCCAGGACAAGGACCAGGUCAACGUCAACGUUUUACCAGAACGCAACAGCGUGACUGGGGAAGAGAGUGAGGAGGAUGAAGAGGAGGAAAGCCAGCAGUUCAACGUCAUGCCUCCAUAUUCGGAGAAGGAUAAGUCCAGCGUGGGUUCUGGAGCCCGUGGGGGCCAUAGAGGCUCGGCAGGUCAAACGGAGCCCAUGUUGCCACUACUGCUGCUGUCCGCUGCCAUGUUGGGCUGGAGGUGCCGGGGUUAACCAGCACGUCCACCUGUACCCCACUUACUCUCAGCCACAGCCCUGUACCCCACUUACUCUCAGCCACAGCCCUGUACCCCACUUACUCUCAGCCACAGCCCUGUACCCCACUUACUCUCAGCCACAGCCCUGUACCCCACUUACUCUCAGCCACAGCCCUGUACCCCACUUUCUCUCAGCCACAGCCCUGUACCCCACUUUCUCUCAGCCACAGCCCUGUACCCCACUUUCUCUCAGCCACAUUGUCACAUUUACUGGCACAUCUCCUCCAUGGCACCGGAACGGAAAGGACUGACGGAGACUAAAGCGCCAGGGGAGAACGCCCAUGCAGAGGAAAUGAACACUGUUUUCCGGGUUUCAUUUUUUACCCUAUGACCGCUGCCCUCUUCUGUCAUCUGUAGGUCUCCUCUCCCACUUCAUAUUUAGUCCUGGUAGACGGCCUCCUCUUUGCUUUUUACCGUUCAGCAGUAGACGGGGAGUUGAACAACAUGCGCAACUAAAUAAGUAAAUGGAUAAAUUAUUAAAGCCGCUCUGGUGAAUCGAUGGGGCCGUCUGUCCUGCUUCCUUAUUGGGCAUCCAGCUUGGCUCUCCCCCUUGGUCCUGAGCCCAAAGCCAGAGGCCAGUUACAGCAAAUUUCUCAAAGACAACAUGACAGCUGAUUGAUGGAACCAUGACAGUUCAUUUCUUUGAUUUGUUUAUGCCAUGUCUCACCUCAAAGGUUUUCUUGAUUUUGUUAUUUCUUUGAUCUUGCUGUGUUCCUUCAGACAGCAGGGUUGUGGGUUAUGGCCCUCUGUCUUUGUUGGCUUUUCACAUAAGCCGAACAAACACAGAAAAGAUUGAGGGACGUUGUACCAUAAAUAUUCUGUUUCUCUAUCUCUGACAUCUUUGUUUUUCUCCUUCUUCACCUCCUAGAUGACCCUGACCAGUUGUAACCAUUUGUGGUUUAUUCACCACUUAUUUCCAGCUAUGAGGAGUUCUGAGAAAAGGCACAGUAAUGAGACCACAUUUGAAUAGUGCCAAAGGAAAACAAUAUAAGCCAUACAACACCAAAGCAGGUGCAAAGAGGCCGUCCCAGGGUUGGGCUCAAGGGAGAGACGAACCAAUUUACUGCACUCUGAGGUUCAUGGUGUCUUUCUAUCCCGAGUUUUAGAUGUUACAGUUCAAGACAAUAUCACACUUAGCUGUGCCUGUGUUGGAGUAGUGUGUGAGUGUGUGUGUCGGGGGUGGGUGCAGCUCUGAACACUGAGCGUCUUUCUCGCUCGUUCUCUCUCUCUCUCUCUCUCUCAGCCCGAUGCGUCUUUUGCUGAUGUUCAUGUUUCUUUUCUUGCUACGCUCACUUUCUUGUGAAUUUGCAAAAAUUCCCUCCCACCUGAGGGGAAGGUGAGGGAAGGUUUGUGAUGGUUAGAGGGGAAAACGGCGCCACUGUGGAGUUGUCUACGUGAUGUGUAUUCUUCUCUUUCUUCUGGGGAUGGGCUGGGGUGUGUGUGCUCGUGUGUGCGCGUGCGUGCGUGAGUGGGGGGGUGUUAGAUCUGACUCACGUUCACGCGGAUAGUACACAAUGCUUAAAAGAGAUAAACAUCAGCUGGGCAUAUCUGCACCACAGCUCAUUGCAUCAUUCGUCACAAAUGUCUAAUGAAUAAAUGGGGAAAGGAAGAGGGGAGUAGAGGGGACUUCAUUUGGAGUGUUAAUUAAGCAGGCAAGAUGGCAUUAGUGAAUCCCCACACCCUCCCCAGUCUGGACAGUGACAAUCAUGACCACUGUUCUCAGAUUCUUUCUUUUAUAGGCGCCGUCAUUUCUCCCUGCCUGGCAAUAGAUCCUUAUGCUGGUGGUCAUGAAAGUGACUGGCAGCACGAGCGCUGACGUGGAAGCCACAAGCCUUGAUUCACACACGGGAACAUCCUAAAUAAAUAUGAGCAUAAGCCAUACAAGCAGACAUCAAGGGGGAUCAACUGUGCCAACUCUAAAUUUAUCACGUUGGCUGUGUUUGUACAGCUGUAUUCACGCACCGGCCCAAAUUCUUUAAAUAAUAUCCAAAGAUGUCUUCUUCUUGAUUUAGGGGUUUGUACUAAAAUGAAACCCAUGGAUAAAGUUGAGGGUAGAUGGGGAAUGAGACACUGACACAAUUCGACAGGUUUGGAGAGAAGUGGACAUGUAGAUACAGAGAGAGAGAGUGGGAGAGAGACAGGGG
Messenger RNA from Esox lucius (northern pike), 4020 nucleotides. RefSeq names its product GDNF family receptor alpha-4. Gene Ontology annotation, molecular function: signaling receptor activity. The record is from RefSeq and is a predicted model, not a curated record. Bases 474 to 1832 code for a protein of 452 amino acids. NCBI's taxonomy places the organism in Eukaryota, Metazoa, Chordata, Actinopteri, Esociformes, Esocidae. Gene Ontology annotation, cellular component: external side of plasma membrane; signaling receptor complex. The transcript is spliced from 8 exons. Gene Ontology annotation, biological process: nervous system development.